CCCCCUGUCCCUAAGCUGCACAGCUCCCUACAACCCUGGAGUGAGCCUGUCUGAUAGAGAGAGCUAGACAGAGUGUGUGUGUGUCUGUGUGUGUGUGUGUGUGUGUGUGAUCACAGAGGCAGCCGCCGAGAUGAGAGUGUGAAGCAGUGAGAGGGAAAACCCUACAAAGAACAGCAGAGGCAAUCAGACGUCAGCAAAAAAAGACAGAGCAGAGCAGAGGACAGAGAGGAGGAGAGAAUCAGGGUGGGGGUGGGGGGGGGUAAAGGACCAUGUGAAUCUACCAUCUUUAGACCAUGUGCCAAAGUCAAGAGAGGCAAUGACUAGAUGACUGACCCCCACAGACACACACCAGCAUCCUGUCCUGGAGCCUCGACAGGGAGGGACGAGAGACUUCCACACACACUCCAGGGGUAAACGCACGCUCUUCAACCAAUCCCCACAUCCACUGGAUCAUGUCGUCCACCGGGUCGACCAACCACAACAAGCGACUGGCAUCGGAGACAGACAACUCUCAGCGGUUGUUGGAUAACGAUUCUACCCAGCACCUGAAGAUGAGGGAGCGACAGCGUUUCUUUGAGGAGGUCUACCAGCACGAUGUCGAUAACUACUUGCCCUCUGCUCACUUGCAGAUCGACAGCAGGAAACCUCCAAUGGGCAGUAUCUCAUCUAUGGAAGUGAAUGUGGACGUCCUGGAGCAGAUGGACCUGAUGGACAUAUCUGACCAGGAGGCUCUAGAUGUGUUUCUAAACUCGGGCUCUGGAGCAGAGGAUGGAGAGCUGGCUUCCCCACUACCAGAGUGUGAGGAUGACGACGAAGAGGAGGAGGAUGAAGACGCAGAGGUGGUCUACAGGGAGCGUGCGCCUUUGAAACGGCAAAACGAAGUCCACCGCGGCGCCAAGUCUCGCAUGUCGUCCACAUCAUCUGGUUCCAGUGACACCAGUGGGGCCGGAGAGGACACGCCUGUGAUCCAGUCUGACGAUGAAGAAGUCCACGCGGACACUCUGCUGCUGACCUCUGCUCCCCAAACCAGGGAUGAAGAAACAGAGGAGGAAGAUGAGGAGGAAAGAGGCCUUGCAAUAGAGGGCAGAGGAGUCUGACAUCCUUCAUUCUGAGUCUCUACAUUUGCGUUCCUUUCUUUUGGGGAGAACCUCAGCAUGGUUGACCUGGCUGUGAUUCAAUGUGUCUUCUGUACAUCUCAAAAUCAACUAUGUUCCCCGAGUACCUCUUAAAUACUCUGUGUGUGUGUGGAAAUCCGAGUGAUAUGUGCAGUGUGGCAAUUUAUAUAAAUGAGUCACAUCACUCCCACGCACUAACAUGUUCUGGCCGAGAUGAUUUUCAGUUAGAGAUUGGUUCCUCUUGCUGUCUCCCCUCCUCCUCUCCAUUUCUUUGUUUGUUUUUACGACUUCAAAGCAACAGGCUCUGAGCAGCCGUGUGAAUCCUGAAGGUGGCUGUACUCGAACUGUAUGGGCAAAUCGCAAGUAAAAGAACAAACGCAGAGGGAAGCCAUUUUGUAUUCACUGAACAAAUGCAGACAUGUACAAAAGAGCACUUUAAGAAUUAACUAAGGCUGCUGCACACAUGAGGAUUUUCAACUCUUGACCAAUUUUUUAAAACGAUUUUUAAUCUUAUAAUCUUCAGAACACUAGAUGAUUUGGCCAGAACAUCAGACCACACACUUGGCCAUUUGUAGGAAACGAUAUUACAGUGGCGAUUCCAGAGACUUGAAAUCUCACAGAGACUUCCCGAAGGAACAUGGAGCAGGACCGACGUUGUGUAUUCUGUUCACCUCGCUCUAAAUGGCUAUUGCGGGUUCCUGUCUGAGGCGAGUAUUGAUAUUUACGAUUCGAGGUCGGGGAGACUCCCACUCAAUCGGUAGCAUCAAGAUUAAUUUGUAAACCCCUCACACUUCAGGAUUAUUUGGGCAGAUAAUUGGAACGCCACACAGAUUGUCGGAAGGGGGCAAAUAGGGUCUUAAAUGGUCCCUAAUAUCCUCUAGUGUGCAGCAGCCUAUAAACCUUUUUUUUAACUUUCAUUGCACCAACUUUGAGUAUCUUGAAUUUUCCUUGUGAUUAUUGGCAUUUAGAUUACGUUUAGAUUGCAUUUAGAGAUGCUGGCACGGUCCAAUCGAACCGUGGUGAGCAAUUUAGUCUAUCAUUCUGUGGUUAAGCUUUUUAUUUGUCUGCAAGUGGAAAAUGGCUUCGUAGCAUAGCAUUUAGAUUCAAAACCACAGCCAUAACCCUAUCCAGAGAUGAAGCCAAAAUAUCCCAGAUACGAUCUCUGCCAUCUUGCAUAUUUUGGAGCCGGUUGGGGGAUGGAACCACCACAGUGGGGAGGUGUCAUUAGAAUAUAUAUGUCAAAACCAGUUAUCUUAAAGUUGUAUUUGAUGUCUAUUUUUACUUUUUAGUUUGGUCCAGGUCCAGGUUUAUGACAUUUACUGCCACAAGCGUGUCAUCAGGAUGCUUUGGCUUCACGUUUGAGGAUCUGUCAUGUGAUCUAUCUCUGUUAACAGUCUAUGCCUCAAGCUGAUAGCUCCUGACUAGACGGCAAACUGUCAUUCAAUGUCCCUUUGUGUUUUCAGAUGAUCUGCAUGAGGCAGAAAUGAGUAAAAUCAAACAAAAAGUCCCUUUUCCUCUAAUUACCAUUAAUCGAUUGCCGUGUGCAUGUGCAGACGGUUUACAGUAUCAUGAAAGGAGCUGUAAACGCAUGCUGUUUUUGUUCUUGUUAAUGAGUAUUUCAUAUUUUUCCGAACCUGUACCGACAAAGUGUUGCAUUACGGAACUGAACGGCACCUGAAGCCAAGUUACUCCUCUCGUCCACGUGAGACGUAGUCUGACAGUUGAGUGUUUGUCACGUUACGAGUGAUGGAUUUCCUUGUUAAUGCCGUGUACAAUAUGUAUGUUUGUGUGGGUGUGUCAGGGUGUGGGCGUGUGGAUGCGCACGGAAGAUGUGGACCAUCAACAUUACAAAACAACCAUUUGGCAGUGUUAUUAAUGUUGUGCAUCUCUUACCCACUCAGACAUCUUGCUAUGGACUGAAUAAAAAUAAGGCAGAAGUUAAA
This is a messenger RNA of Hippoglossus stenolepis (Pacific halibut), 3058 nucleotides long. RefSeq names its product dysbindin-like. Gene Ontology annotation, biological process: negative regulation of protein kinase activity. Gene Ontology annotation, cellular component: cytoplasm. The transcript has 4 exons. The coding region runs from base 453 to 1097 and encodes 214 amino acids. NCBI's taxonomy places the organism in Eukaryota, Metazoa, Chordata, Actinopteri, Pleuronectiformes, Pleuronectidae. The record is from RefSeq and is a predicted model, not a curated record.